This is a messenger RNA of Bubalus bubalis (water buffalo), 3668 nucleotides long. RefSeq names its product syntrophin gamma 1 (gene SNTG1). NCBI's taxonomy places the organism in Eukaryota, Metazoa, Chordata, Mammalia, Artiodactyla, Bovidae. Gene Ontology annotation, cellular component: intracellular anatomical structure; dystrophin-associated glycoprotein complex. The transcript is spliced from 19 exons. The record is from RefSeq and is a predicted model, not a curated record. The coding region runs from base 1784 to 3337 and encodes 517 amino acids. Gene Ontology annotation, molecular function: protein binding; structural molecule activity.
UUUUGAUCAGCUCUCUAGCAGUUCCAACGUAGUGAAUUUCGGUCCCCCGCCUCACCCCACGCGCGUCCGCACCGGGUGCCGAAUGUGGGCGGCGGAGCCCUCGGUGGCCGUCCCGGGGACCCCCGCGCCGCCCCUCCGGUGCGGGGGUCGGCGGCUGUGAGGGCCAGCGCCGCGGGCAGAGGUGGGGUCUGCGCGCCGCGGGGGCGAGGGGCCGGCGAGGCCUGGGGGCAGCGAUCAGAAGCAGGCUAAAGAGCGGAAACCCAAGCCGGGACCGGCGGGCUGCGCUGCAUUCAGGCAUUAGAAGGGCGGGGACGGCCGAUCUUUCCCGCUGACUUUAUCGUCCCUCGUUCGGUCCUUGAGAGACCGCCUCCCCCGCUGCCCUGCAGGGCCCGGGGCUGCGGACGUGCGCCAACCCGGCCUCGGGGAAGGAGCCUGCGCCCGGCGCGCAUCGCUGCCUCCCCGGCUCGGAGCCCCGCGCUCACGCGUCCUAGUCCCGCUCGACCCCCUCCCAGGGGCUCGGCAAGGAUUUCCAGCCAGUUCAGCAACGCUUUACAAGGUAUCGGGGCCUUCUCUUUCUUUCUUUUUCUUUUUUCAUUUUCUGUGUUUUCAUUGAACAGUAACCUGUCGUUUCUGCUCAGAGGGUCUCGGUGCUGUGUCUAACCUGGGAAUUUCACAAGGCACUUCUCAGAAUCUAAACGCAGCCCCCCCCCCCCCCCCCCCCCACCUCGCCCCAUGGAUGAUGGAGAUUGCGGAGCCUUCUGAAAUAGCCCUUUCCAUCUUAUGUAAUUAGAGACCCACAGAAGCGCUGGAUUUUCCACGGUACAUAAUCUAUAUUUAUUCUCCCCCCCCCCACCCUCGUGCGCGCGUGUGCGCGCGCGUGUGCGUGCGCUCCCGUUCAUUUCUAGCAUCAGGAAACUCGUUCGCGGCCACUGAAAAGUCAGGAGCGGCUCACAACUGAUUUCCCACGGAUUUCUGCCUCCAACGGCAGAUGCUGUCCGGAAGCGGUGUCCCCAGACAAACAUGAGACCGUUAUCUUGGAAAGCCGGUUAGCCCUGCAGCGUAAGAAGCGCCGGGGGAGGCGAGCCUGAAAGAACAGCUAACCGAUCGCGUUCGCCGGUGGGGAAAAGUGCAGCGCCGGGCCGGGCCUGGGGUUCGGGCCCGCACUUCAGCACCAGAGGGGAUGGACAGCGUCUUUGGACCGGGCCACCGCCGGGACCCUACUGCGCCGCCACGGUCCUCGCUGCCGCCGUCGUCGCCAAGGGCUGCCCGGCUCCCAGCUCGGAGCAGCUAAGGGGCUUCGUCUCCGAUGCCCUGGCACCCCCCUGGCCGGCCGUGACAGACCGAAAAGGACCUUCUUCUGCCUGCUGCGACCUCCGCGCAGGGCUCAGAGAAGCUCACCUGAUCCACAGAUUAAACUCGGCAGCAACUUCCAGGAAAAUUGUCGACAGGGGCCAGAGGAGCACCGGCAGCCCAGAGAGGCCGAAGUUGUCCGGCCUCUGAGAACCAUGGGCUCUGCAGACUGGGUCCGAGCGCUCUGAGGAGGCCCGCGCUGCUCCAAAUAAACAGGAUGCUCCCGAGCGGGCUGCACCUGUUUUGGAAAUAGCUUUGCGAGAGGAGCUUCUAGAACUACUCACAACCUGGCGUUAGAGAAACUGGAAGAUUCUAAUUCCUUUACUUGGCCGACCACUCUCCAGAAUGUUGAGAUUGCCAGAGAAGUGACCUCCGAGAAAGGAAAACAUUGCUCUAGCUAAAUUCAGACGACAUCCUGUGGGUGCCGUAGCACAUGGAUUUCCGGACUGCCUGUGAGGAGACAAAGACGGGGAUCUGUUUGCUGCAGGAUGGUAACCAGGAGCCCUUCAAAGUGCGGCUGCACCUGGCUAGGGAUAUCCUGAUGAUCCAGGAGCAGGACGUGACAUGUGUCUCUGGAGAGCCUUUCUAUUCCGGUGAGAGAACAGUGACCAUUCGGAGACAGGCUGUGGGAGGAUUUGGACUGAGCAUCAAGGGGGGAGCGGAACAUAACAUUCCAGUUGUGGUUUCAAAAAUCUCGAAGGAACAGAGAGCUGAACUGUCAGGACUGCUGUUUAUUGGGGACGCAAUUCUCCAGAUAAAUGGGAUUAAUGUAAGAAAAUGCAGACAUGAAGAAGUGGUUCAAGUUCUUCGGAAUGCUGGAGAAGAGGUGACCCUGACAGUCUCAUUCUUGAAACGAGCACCUGCUUUCCUCAAACUGUCACUGAACGAAGACUGUGCAUGUGCACCGAGCGACCAGAGCAGCGGCACCUCCUCCCCGCUCUGUGACAGCGGCCUGCACCUCAACUACCAUCCCAACAACACAGACACACUGUCCUGCUCAUCGUGGCCCGCGUCCCCGGGGCUGCGGUGGGAGAAGCGGUGGUGCGACCUGAGGCUCAUCCCGCUGCUGCACUCACGGUUCUCCCAGUACCUUCCCGGGACCGACCUGAGCCGGCAGAACGCCUUCCAAGUCACCGCCGUGGACGGGGUCUGCAGCGGGGUCAUCCAGUGUCUCUCCGCAGAGGACUGCGGGGAGUGGCUGCAAGCAAUAGCCACCAACAUUUCCAGCCUCACAAAGCACAACAUUAAAAAAAUCAACAGAAACUUUCCUGUAAACCAGCAGAUUGUCUACAUGGGCUGGUGUGAAAUGCGGGAGCAAGACCCACUUCAGGACCGUGUGUACUCACCCGCCUUUCUGGCCCUGAGGGGCUCCUGCCUUUACAAGUUUCUGGCACCUCCAGUGACCACGUGGGACUGGACCCGAGCAGAGAAAACUUUUUCAGUUUACGAGAUCAUGUGUAAGAUCCUGAAGGACAGUGACCUGCUGGACCGGCGGAGGCACUGCUUCACCGUGCAGUCCGAGUCUGGGGAGGACCUGUACUUCUCAGUGGAGCUCGACUCUGACCUCGCCCAGUGGGAACGAGCCUUCCAAACAGCAACCUUUCUCGAGGUGGAGCGGAUACAGUGCAAGACAUAUGCAUGUGUGCUGGAGGGUCACCUGAUGGGGCUCACGAUUGACUUCAGCACCGGCUUCAUCUGCUUCGACGCUGCGACCAAGGCGGUACUUUGGAGGUAUAAGUUUUCUCAGCUGAAAGGUUCCUCUGAUGACGGCAAGAGCAAAAUCAAAUUUUUGUUUCAGAAUCCAGAUACUAAACAGAUUGAAGCAAAGGAGCUGGAGUUUUCGAAUCUCUUUGCUGUUCUCCACUGCAUUCAUUCCUUCUUCGCUGCCAAAGUGGCUUGUUUGGACCCUCUGUUUCUAGGCAGUCAGGCUGCUGCCUCUGCGGCUUCCAGCUCCGGAGUACCGAGCAAAGCCAAGUACAUGACCUGACAGCCUAAGUUCAGCCUCCCUCUCAUCUUGACUUGUAAACAGAACAACCUUACUCAUCGCCGCAGACAAUGGAGAAGCCAUCACAUCCCCAAGUUAGCAGUGAAGCCAAGUGGAAAUCUGACCGGAGAAGAUCAGACGGAUCCCCAAAGCAUUGCUGUUCGAAGGCCUCGAGGGAUCGUCCUAAAUGAGCGGACGACUUGCUCUUCCUCGUUGGGUCAGGACCGCUGUGUUGUUUUCAUUGAAAGGGAAGACGAACCGAUGAAUGACUCGAGUGUGUAAAUAAUAUAAAAAUUGUAAGCUACCUAUAAAUAAAACACCCAUUAAACAGUCA